Molecule: messenger RNA, 2500 nt
Organism: Python bivittatus (Burmese python)
Lineage: Eukaryota; Metazoa; Chordata; Lepidosauria; Squamata; Pythonidae
Gene: ARL6IP1
Product: ARL6 interacting reticulophagy regulator 1
Biological process (GO): cotranslational protein targeting to membrane
Cellular component (GO): membrane; Sec61 translocon complex
Source: RefSeq, a predicted model, not a curated record
UUCGGAGGGGGCGCGGCGGCGCGAGGGCAGGGAGCGAAGGGACGAGGCGCUGCGGCUGCCGCACAAAAUGGCGGAGGGCGAUAACAGGAGCACCAACCUGCUGGCUGCAGAGACAGCUGGCUUGGAAGAGCAGUUGCAAGGAUGGGGUGAAGUGAUUCUGGUGACUGACAAGAUCCUUCGUUGGGAAAAGUCAUGGUUUCCACCUGCCAUGCUUUCUGCCGUGUCUGUUAUCUUUCUGUUGAUCUACUAUUUGGACCCCUCUGUUCUUUCAGGUGUUUCCUGCUUUGUCAUGUUGCUUUGUCUGGCUGACUACCUUGUACCUGCUCUUGCUCCUCGAAUUUUUGGCUCCAGUAAAUGGACAACUGAACAACAGCAACGCUUCCAUGAAAUCUGCAGCAAUCUGGUAAAAACACGGCGCAGGAUCGUUGGUUGGUGGAAACGCCUUUUCACAUUUAAGGAAGAAAAGCCUAAAAUGUACUUCACAACAAUGCUGUGUUUGUUAGCUAUGAUCGCUUGGAUAGGACAGCAAGUUCAUAACCUCUUCCUCACUUAUCUUAUUGUGAGCUUCUUGUUGUUGUUCCCUGGAUUAAACAAACACGGAGUAAUUUCUAAAUAUGCUGGAAUGGCAAAAAGGGAGGUCAACAAACUCCUCAAGCAGAAAGAGAAGAAAAAUGAAUGAAGUGUUGCUUGCUAUGUCACCCAAAUAUAUAAUUGUGUUCUGGGAACAAUUCAAAUGACUUGCUGCGUAUUUAAUAGUAUAGAAGUGCUUAUACCGGCCAUUGCCUUUUAACUUUAAAUGUGGGGCCCUUUUCUGCUGUACAAAUACCAACCAUACGGUCCUGCAACCACACAUUAAUACAGCGUGUUAACACAGACAGUCGUUCUUCUAGUAAGUGUGAUUAGCAAUCUCAUAGUCUGAUAAGGCUGUUGAUCCAUAAUUAUUGGUGGUGGUAAGCUGAUUAUAAUUGUGUGGAGCUAUCCUGUGUUAAUAUUUUUGGUGUAAAAGAUAUCAGCUUAACUGCUGUAUUCCUUCUAAGUGUUUCAAGGACACACACUGGACUGACUAGAUUUAUUUGGUGAUAUCCUCCAGAGUAAAUGAAUACAAUUCAUAUUAAAUUGUGGAUUACAGUGAUUUGAAUAAGCAAGGCUGCUGAAUUGUGCAUCCAAGUUGCCCCUGUGUUUAUAAUAAAAUGUAUUGCACUGGAAUUAUACAGGAAACAGGUUUAGGAAGUGAAAUCAGCUUUUUGUUCAAUUUAAAUUGCUGUAAUUUUGAUGUCAUGUGUUCUGAUGUUUUUAACAAAUAUGGUCUAAAAAUACAAAAAUGUGUUGAAAAUACGUGAUGCAUCCAUCUUGUUAACAUGUUUAUCGCUGAGUUUCCUUAUUGCUAUUUUUCUUAUAUUUUAAAUUAAAAUAGCUAUAUCUUAUUUGUCUCCAAUAUGGUUUCAAAGACAAAUUUCAGUCAUAAUUUGAAAUGAAUGAACAGUGUUAUUCCCGGUUUGAAAUCAGUCUUGAGGAACCUGGCCAAAUCGGUAAGAAGUAUUCCCCACUGUGCUUUAAGCACUACAUUAUUUCGAUACUCUUUUCUGUGGCCAAGUUUGCUUUUGCAAGGGACACCAACGUGCUUGACUUGGAAGUGUGGGAUGAAAAAGAGGCACAAUGCAAUUAGCAUAGAAAUUCCAUUUAUUGCCUAUAUAUUGGCACUGCAGAUAUUUGGCUGAGAGAGGAAUUCAUUCAGUUGUAAAACUUAAAAUUCCUGGGAUCUCUUUAGUGCUACACAGAGCUUCAGAUAACUAAUUUGAAUAUGAUACCAAACUCAUGGUAUUAUGUGGUGUUAGAUUUCAUUUAUUUUUGGAUAAAUUGAACUUGGUCAAGAUACUGCUUCUCCAAACCAACUGAAACUUCUUGUUUGAAUAUGCCACAUUGGCUCAUGUUGUAGGAAUGACUUUCACCUUUAUUAAUGCCAUCUUUACUUAUAUAUUGAUUAGAUUUUUAGAUACUGCACAAGAUUCCUAUAGUAGGAAAGGCUGUAUCUUUGUCAAGUGAAUAAUACUUUGAGAUUAGAAGCCUGUCAGAGUGAUUUAUUUCUCUAGUAUUUGUGCCCUUUCAUUGUAGUAAGAACAUGCGGUAGGAGAAGCAAAAGACAAAAAGUGUUUUGAUAAACUGAUUUGAGUAAGUCAUUUUUAGUUUUUUUUUUAAAGCAUACACUCUAUAUUUACUGUCACUCCCUUUCUCUUUUUUUAUAAUUUUUUUCUAGAGGAGAACCAACAUUAUUUAGAUUGGAUUGUAAUGCAGUGUUUUAAAUGAGUGAAACAAUAUUGUAAGAUGGAAGAAGCUCGCAUUGUGUAAAAAUAGGACAGAUACACGUGGGCUGGGAGUCAGGAUAAUUUUUGCGUACUGUCCAUUUUUUGUCCGUUUGAUUGUAUUAAAUGUGUAAUAUAGAUGGAUGUUAAUGUAUACUUAGGAAACUGAAAAUUGAAUAAAAAUGUUAAUAGAAGAAAAA